ACGUCCAUUUAAUCAUACCAAACAUAGUAUGUCUUUCUAUUUGCAUCUGCAAAGUGUUUGUGAAAUUGCUCCAAAGGAAGUGAUUGUUUGGGUAAAAGUUUUAAAACAAAAUAAUUAUUUUCUUUUAAUAGCUAAAAGUAGAAAAACGCAUCACGCGAAGUAAUACGACAGGCUGUGUUUGCGUUGAAAGAAAGCGGCGGGGGCUGAAACUGAAAGAAGAGAAUCAAAAAGAAGAAUCGAAGAAAGAAAGGAAGAAGCAUAGAAAUUUGUUGGACCAAUUGGCCUUUGCUUUCACCUUCAGCUUCAGUUGUAUCUUUCCUGGAUAGAAAGCUUCAAAAUGGCCAAGAAGGCAAUACCAAAGCCCAGCAAAUUAGCUGUCUAUCUUUACAUUCCCAAUAUCGUUGGGUACACAAGGGUUCUUAUGAAUUGCUUUGCUUUUGCAAUUUGCUUUUCUAAUAAAAGUCUCUUCAGUCUUCUCUAUUUUAUUAGCUUUGUCUGUGAUGGCAUUGAUGGUUGGUGUGCCCGGAAAUUCAAUCAAGUAUCAACUUUUGGAGCUGUUUUGGAUAUGGUGACAGAUAGAAUUAGCACUGCUUGUCUACUAGUCAUACUUUCUCAAGUAUACAGACCUGGCUUGGUCUUUUUGUCGCUGCUUUCCCUAGAUAUUGCUAGCCAUUGGCUGCAGAUGUACAGUACAUUCUUAUUAGGAAAAACCAGCCACAAAGAUGUAAAAGACAGCACUAACUGGCUUUUCAAGGCUUAUUAUGGAAAUCGGAUGUUCAUGGCUUACUGUUGUGUAGCAUGUGAGGUUCUCUAUAUAAUCUUAUUCCUCAUUGCAGAAAAACAGGAUGAAAACUUAACUGAGGUUUUAAUAAAUUCAAUGAAGGAACUCUCAGUUACCUCUUUACUACUUGCAUUGAGUUUGUUUGGGUGGGCAAUCAAGCAAACUGUAAAUGUUAUACAGAUGAAGACAGCAGCGGAUAUCUGUGUCCUGUAUGACAUCAAUAAGAAGGAGAAGCGUUAAUUUUUCCUGACUUGUCAUGUGCUGCAUUCAGCUCUAAUAGCUUUGCUGGUCCUGAAGUUUAUAAUCCUUUAAAGUGGAAAAUGAAGCACUGCAUCACAGUUGGUGAUCCAAUGAAAAAUUACAUGUUUUUUGAAAUUUCCCUUUUCCAUGUUUCUUACUGUGAUGAUAUAGGGAUGAGAUAUUCUCAUAUUUUGCAAUUGUAAGUUAGCAUUUUAAGACCUUUUUCUUUUCUGCCGGCAUUUUUUUCCCCUCCUCUUUGGGUCUAAUCACUCCACCGAAACUUAUCUAAUUUUAAGUUUGUGCUUUUACUGAAGACAUGUAUGGUUGGAGACACGCUGGUGCUUGAAACUGUAAAUCCGGGAAGCAAGAGUGCUUUGGCAAUUUUAGUAGCUUUUGCUUUCUUUUUGGGUUUUUGGUCAAUCAUCUUAGUAGCUAUUUGCUUUAAAACACUGAGCAACAAUUCAGUGAAUAUUGAAUAUUAUUACUUCUUCUCUGCGA
This is a messenger RNA of Ricinus communis (castor bean), 1519 nucleotides long. RefSeq names its product probable CDP-diacylglycerol--inositol 3-phosphatidyltransferase 2. Gene Ontology annotation, cellular component: Golgi apparatus; membrane. The record is from RefSeq and is a predicted model, not a curated record. Gene Ontology annotation, biological process: phosphatidylinositol biosynthetic process. NCBI's taxonomy places the organism in Eukaryota, Viridiplantae, Streptophyta, Magnoliopsida, Malpighiales, Euphorbiaceae. Bases 338 to 1021 code for a protein of 227 amino acids. Gene Ontology annotation, molecular function: CDP-diacylglycerol-inositol 3-phosphatidyltransferase activity. The transcript has 11 exons.